AUGGGUGCCAUCAUCAGUUGUUGCUGUUAUUGUUGUGAUAAAACAUCAAAUAAAUACGAGGAAAAUUACCAAUCAACAAUUUUAAACGAUACAUCUUCAAAGGCAUAUGAUAAUAAAAUUCAUGUUUCGGAAAUCUAUGGAAAUAAUAAUGAUGUUGAACUUGCUCCAUCUGAUAAUCCAACAACAUCAACAUAUUUUCAAUCGAUUCUACAUCCAUCGAAAGAAUUUACACAGCAACCAAUUUCAUUAUCAUCUCAAUUAGAAGUAAAUUCAGUUAAUACAUUACCAGAAUCAUCAAAUACUCGAGAACAGAAUACAACUAUGUCGGUAAAUCAAAGUCUUUAUCGAACAACAUUAAAUUCUACAUUGUCACUUUCACCUUGUCAACCACGAUAUCAACGUGAUACAAUACAUUCAAAAACAGUAAAUAAAUUACAAAAACAUUCAAAUUCAUGUUCAACAAUUUAUGUUGAUGAUUCAACUGUUUCACAACCAAAUUGGAAAGCUAUGAUAAAAUGUGUUAGUAUUGCUAUACAUUCACAUAUUCUUCAUAGAAAAUCAAAUAAAACAAUGAAUAUAUUUGAUGAAAAACUUCAUCCACUAAGUAAAGAGCCUAUACCAGAUGAUUAUGAUAAACGAAUACCGGAACAAAAAACAAUUUAUCGUUUUAUGCGUAUGCUUUUUACAGCUGCACAAUUAACAGCUGAAUGUGCUAUUGUCACAUUGGUUUAUCUCGAACGUGUUUUAAGUUAUGGUGAACUUGAUUUAUGUCCAUCGAAUUGGAAACGACUUUUACUUGGAGCUGUCAUGUUAGCAUCAAAAGUAUGGGAUGAUCAAGCAGUAUGGAAUGUUGACUUUUGUCAAAUUCUUAAAGACAUAGCUGUUAACGAAAUGAACGAAUUAGAACGUGAAUAUGUUCAACUUCUUCAAUUUAAUGUUAAUGUUGCUUCAUCUAUUUAUGCUAAAUAUUAUUUUGAUUUACGACAAUUGGCAAAAGAAAACCAAAUAUCGUUUCCCGAUGAAUUACUUACUAAAGAAAAAGCAAUUAAACUUGAAGCUUUAUCAAUGGUUAAUAAUCGUCUUCAACAACCAUCCGCUAGUUCAAUAUCAACUUCAAAUCAAUCGAAUCCAACACAAAAUUCGCAUCAAUCAUCUUCUCAACAACAACCAUUAAUAUCACAUCUUUCAUUACGACGAUCAGCAAGUGUUGAAUUUGUACAAACACCACGCAAAUCGCUUCUUAUUAUAUCUUAG
Messenger RNA from Rotaria sp. Silwood2, 1254 nucleotides. The record is from the annotation of a GenBank genome assembly. Lineage: Eukaryota; Metazoa; Rotifera; Eurotatoria; Philodinida; Philodinidae.